AAUGAAUUUUCCGUUUGUAAACAAAACCAUUCUUCUGCUAGAUAUUUGUAUUUUGGACUCCCCGAAUCAUAUUUUGUAAAUCCCCCAAAUUUGAUCUGUGAUAGACAUUUUGAACGAUUCAUGUUGGGAAAUAGUGAAGGCCUCAUUUUCAUAGAGCAGUAUGCCAGCAAGGUGACAUACUACACUUCACAGUAUGGAAGUAUAAAUGGAGUGUCUUACACAGCCAACAAUUUAAUCGGUCCUCCUUCUCGAUAUCCGGCAUAUGGAGAUUUUCCUGAAACCUACGUCCCGAGGAAGGUCUAUUUAAAAAAAAAAACAUUUGUUCUUCAGAGAACAUAUGGGCCAUGGUGGAAAGAAACAUUAGUAAUUUCACCUUCUAAAGGAAAAACUGAAGUUCUCAUAACAGGACAGGAUUUUGUUGAUAUCCUGUUUCAAAAACCUGUCUAUCCAUACUGUGUAAAUGUAUAUGAAACAUAUAACUCUGGUUGUGUGAGACGACUGUGGGCUGGUGAUGGCCAAGGAAAUUGGAAAUUGUUUCAUGAAAAUCAUAUGAAAAAGUCUCUGAAGCAUUCACAGAUAUUUUCUGCUGAACCUCAUCAUCUACAGUUUCUGACUAGCAUUAUUAGAGUUGAAAUAGACAGCAGUUUGGCCGAUUAUUAUCCAGAGAUCGAUGCUGUUCUUCUGGUUGGAACAGAAACCUAUCCUCCGUUUGAAGAAUCGCUUAAACUUUGUGUCACAGGAUUAUCUACGAAAAUUAUUGGAUUGGGGCUCCAUCGUUUAGUGCCAGGCUUCAAUGCAAUCGAAAGUAUACAACGGCUCUGUUUUAAGUACCAAGUCCCAGCGCAAUCCUCAACUAUUUGCCAUCUCAGUAAAUUACCCGAAGAAAUUUUACGCAUAAUACUCUCAUUUUUGGAUCUUCACAGCUUGUGCUCUUUAGCAUGCGUCUCGACCUCAUUCAAUAAAAUAUGCAAGGAUUCGGUGCUCUUCACUUCAGUGAAUUUAAAACCAUAUUGGUAUUGUGUCAAUCUUUCAUCAUUAGAAUGGCUGACUGUUCGAUGCCAGUGUCUGCAGUAUUUGGACAUGUCAUGGUGUGGAAACUACGGAAAAUUGAGUUCAACUGAUUUUUCAUGGUUCAUCAAGCAAUUUGGAAAGCGUUUGCGAAUUUUGCGCUUAGAGAAUUGCACUUUUCUAAAUAAUGAAGUUCUUUACUGGAUUUCAACCUGCUGCCCUUGUUUACAAGAGUUGAAUUUACGGGGAUGUCGUGAUUUAGAGUCAAAUGCGUUUUGGCAUUUGGGAAAAUUACACAUGAUGGAACGAUUAAUAUUGGAUAAUACGCAGAUCGAGUUGCCUACUCUUCUAGUCAGUUUGCAAUCGAUGACGUCGCUUUCUCACCUUUCACUUGGCGCUUGUCAAAAUCUUGCCCUUUCCGGAUCACUAGAUGAGAUUGUUCGCUGGCUAAAUCGACACAGGCCGGGUAUUAUUUCCCUUGAUUUAUGGAGAAAUGGUCAUCUGUCAAAUCACGGAAUGGAAGUUCUAGUUGGACUUGGAAAUUUAAGGGAACUUGACAUUGGCUGGUGUGGUCUACCACCGAAUGGUAACUGGAUAUCCCUACUAGCCAAUCGCUGUCGAUCUUUGGAAAAACUGUUCCUGACCGCCGCUAGAACAGCCAAAGACACUGAUUUGAUAGCUAUUGCGCAAUUUUGCCCUAAUUUAAGACAACUCGAUUUGCUGGGCAACAGCUACAUAACAUCGGAAGGAUGUUGCAGAAUACUAGAUCAAUGCCGAAAGCUGCAGUUACUGGAUGUUAGUUACUGUUGUCAGAUUGACGCGGGGCAUGUAUCAAAUUGGAGACGAACAUAUCCUCAUGUUAGUAUCAAACGUAUAUUUAUCAACGAAGAAGAUUAAUUAUAAAAUUUCUUAUUUGAA
Molecule: messenger RNA, 1926 nt
Organism: Daphnia pulex (common water flea)
Lineage: Eukaryota; Metazoa; Arthropoda; Branchiopoda; Diplostraca; Daphniidae
Product: F-box/LRR-repeat protein 4-like
Exons: 12
Coding region: 121-1905 (594 amino acids)
Biological process (GO): SCF-dependent proteasomal ubiquitin-dependent protein catabolic process
Cellular component (GO): SCF ubiquitin ligase complex
Molecular function (GO): protein binding
Source: RefSeq, a predicted model, not a curated record